AUGCAUGAGGGGGCAGGGGGCCAGCAGGCGCCUCCGGCAGGGAGGGCAGACUGGCCGGGGAGGACGCGUGCCUGGGGUGGCACCUGGGAGCUGCUGGGACCCUCCAUCACAGGCGCAGAGAACUCUCCCCCGUCUUGCCCAGCAGCAGACCCCAGUGCUGGUGCAGCCUUCCUCCCAAAGCUGGCCUGCCAGACUCUGGAGGAGGUGCGGGGGUCCAGCCGCCUUUGGGGACCCCAGUCGAGCACGCCCAGCUCGCUCCCUGGUGAUUCCACUCCAGCAGCCCCAGGUCAGGUGUCUGGGUCCUGGGGAGAGAGCUUCGCCUCUGCCAUUCAGCCCUCCAUGCUCCUGCCACCACCGCAGCCCCCUGACCUCCCCGAGGCCCUGUCAGCCCCGGCUCCUCCAGUCAACCAGGGGCCCACACCCCGUCCUCUCUCUCCAGCCUUCCUCUCUGCUGGCCUCGGGGUAUUUGCCCCCUCGGAGACCUACCCUUUGCCCAUGACGAGCUCCAGCUGGGAGCCCCAGCUGGACUCCCUGUUACCAUCAGGCCCUUCCACCAGCUCCACAGGGGCCCAAGCCAUGGCUGAGCCCACAGAGCAGGGCCCUAAGAACCCACAUGUGUCUGGUGUGAUGGUUCAGCUGGAGAUGAAGGCUGUGUGGGAGGAAUUCAACCAGCUGGGCACAGAGAUGAUGGUCACCAAGGCGGGCAGGAGGAUGUUCCCCACCUUCCAGGUGAAGAUCCUGGGCAUGGACACGCUGGUUGACUACGCCCUGCUCACGGACUUCGUGCCUUUGGAUGACAAGAGAUACAGGUAUGCCUUCCAUAGCUCAGCCUGGCUGGUGGCGGGCAAGGCGGACCCAACCACACCUGGCCGCGUGCACUUCCACCCCGACUUGCCGGCCAAGGGCACACAGUGGAUGCGCCAGAUUGUGUCCUUCGACAAGCUCAAGCUGACCAACAACCUGCUGGACGACAACGGCCACAUCAUUCUCAGCCCCAUGCACCGCUACCAGCCACGCUUCCACGUGGUCUUCGUGGACCCACGCAAAGACAGCAAGCGCUACGCGCAGAACUUCAAGUCCUUCAUCUUCACAGAGACCCAGUUCACGGCCGUGACGGCAUAUCAGAACUGCCGGAUCACCCAGCUGAAAAUCGCCAGCAACCCUUUUGCCAAGGGCUUUAGGGAGAGUGACCCGGACUCCUGGCCUAUAUCUCCACGGCCCCUGCUCAGCGUCCCGACCCAGAGUCACAGCAGCCUCCGCCCCUGCCUGCUGAAGGGCUUCACAGAGGAGGAGAAAGACCCCAACAAAGCUCCAGCCUUCAUCUCCAGGAUCCCUGCCAGGCUCCACCAUCAGCUGCUGGCUCCCCCUGAGGCUCUGCUGGCCUCAGCCACCUACCGGCCCCUCACCUACCAGGGCCUGUACCCUGGAGUCUCAAGCCCCCUCCGAAUCCCAAGGGCCCGACCGACACCAUACCCCCUACCCAAUAUCCAGGCUGACAGGGAUCAGGGGGGCCUCCCCUUCCCAGCUGGGCUGGGGCUCCUCUCCCGCACUGCAGUGCGCCUGGGGCCUGGCCAGGACCUGCAGUGA
Molecule: messenger RNA, 1587 nt
Organism: Mesoplodon densirostris (Blainville's beaked whale)
Lineage: Eukaryota; Metazoa; Chordata; Mammalia; Artiodactyla; Ziphiidae
Gene: TBX10
Product: T-box transcription factor 10
Exons: 11
Coding region: 1-1587 (528 amino acids)
Biological process (GO): cell fate specification; regulation of transcription by RNA polymerase II; positive regulation of DNA-templated transcription
Cellular component (GO): nucleus
Molecular function (GO): RNA polymerase II cis-regulatory region sequence-specific DNA binding; DNA-binding transcription factor activity, RNA polymerase II-specific
Source: RefSeq, a predicted model, not a curated record